Messenger RNA from Erythranthe guttata (spotted monkey flower), 2776 nucleotides. Its product is annotated as ABC transporter G family member 15. Gene Ontology annotation, molecular function: ATP binding; ABC-type transporter activity; ATP hydrolysis activity. The record is from RefSeq and is a predicted model, not a curated record. NCBI's taxonomy places the organism in Eukaryota, Viridiplantae, Streptophyta, Magnoliopsida, Lamiales, Phrymaceae. Gene Ontology annotation, cellular component: membrane.
UGAAAUAUAUAUUUUGGUCCGAAUAAAACCAUAAUAUAUAAAUGCACCAUAAUCAAUUAAAUGCACCUGCAAACCAUUUUGUUUUGGACCCCAUGCAUUAAAAUCUCUCUCUCUCUCUCUCUCUCUCUCCUCUCUCUCUCUAGAGUGUCUCUCUCACCGAUCUUAUUGUUUACCUAUCACUUUCAUUUCUGCACAUAAAAACUGUAUUCUUAUGCUCUCAUACAUUUUCUGUUGCAAUAGUGAAAACAAUUUGUCUCUGAUCCGACCAAAUUGUAUGAGUUUAAUCCAACCCUACAGAGAUUGUUGUUACGUGCUAUAAAGAAUCAAUAAAUUGCAAAACUGGGCCUGCAUUUACUUCUUAUUAAUUCUGUGAGCCACCAGCUAGCCAGCCAGCUUUGAACAAAAAAAUGGAAAUAGAGGUGGCGGGUGGUGGUUUAGUAGAUGCUAGUGGCGGCGGAGAUAUAGAGACGGCGGCGCUGCCGCGGCGGAGCGGUGGUGAGGUGUACUUGGUUUGGGAGGAUUUGACGGUGGUGCUCCCGAAUUUCGGGCAUGGCGGCCCGACCAGGAAGCUGCUUCAUGGGCUUAACGGGUAUGCUGAACCGGGUCGGAUCAUGGCGAUUAUGGGCCCUUCCGGGUCUGGCAAGACCACCCUUCUUGAUGCCUUAGCCGGUAGAUUAUCGACAAAUGUUGUCAUGACCGGAAAUGUUCUUCUCAACGGGAAGAAGCGGCGGCUAGACUACGGCGUGGUUGCUUAUGUCACACAAGAGGACGUACUCUUGGGAACUCUCACAGUAAGAGAAACUCUAACUUACUCUGCCCAUUUGAGGCUCCCGAAUUCCACAUCUAAAGAAGAAAUCAAAGCCAUUGUAGAAGGAACUAUCUCCGAAAUGGGGCUUCAAGAAUGCUCCGAUCGACAGGUCGGGAAUUGGCAGUUGAGAGGGAUAAGUGGCGGAGAAAAGAAAAGACUGAGCAUUGCCCUCGAGAUUCUAAUACGGCCCCGUUUGUUGUUUCUUGACGAACCCACUAGCGGCCUUGAUAGUGCAGCCGCCUUUUUCGUGAUCCAAUCCAUCAAGAAUCUUGCUCGGGAUGGAAGAACCGUCAUCUCUUCGGUUCAUCAGCCUAGUGGCGAAGUGUUUGCUCUGUUUGACGAUCUUUAUUUACUAUCGGGCGGAGAAAUUGUUUACUUUGGUGAAGCUAAGAUGGCUAUAAAGUUUUUUGCGGAAGCAGGGUUCCCCUGUCCGAAUAGAAGGAAUCCUUCGGAUCAUUUCUUGCGUUGCAUUAACUCGGACUUCGAUCUUGUCACUGCUACAUUAAGAGGCUCACAAAGACUCCGUGAAACAGAGAAAACAUCAGACCCUUUGCUGAAUUUGGCGACGGCAGAUAUCAAAUCAGCUCUCAUUGAAAAAUAUAAGCAGUCAGAGUAUGCAAAGAACGCAAGAUUGAGGAAGCGAGAGAUCUCCGUUGUUCAAGAACUGAAUAUUAAGUCGAUAAAAGGAAGCCAAGCUAGUUGGUGGAAGCAGCUUACAACACUGACGCAACGAUCAUUCUUGAAUAUGUCUAGAGAUAUUGGAUAUUAUUGGUCCCGAAUAGUCAUAUACACCCUUGUUGCUUUAUGUGUUGGAUCUCUAUUCUACGAUGUUGGAACGAGUUAUACCGCGAUUUUGGCUCGGGGAGCUUGUGGUGGCUUUGUGACGGGAUUUAUGACUUUUAUGUCCAUUGGUGGAUUCCCAUCCUUUAUCGAGGAAAUGAAGGUGUUUUAUAAGGAAAGGCUAAAUGGUUAUUAUGGGGUGGCUGUGUUUAUAUUAUCGAACUUCGUGUCUUCAUUCCCGUUCUUGGUGGCAAUAUCGGUUAUUACCGGGACUAUAACUUAUUACAUGGUGAAAUUCCGGACUGAGUUUUCGCAUUACGUGUUCUUUUGCCUUAAUAUAUUCGGAUGCAUUGCUAUGGUGGAGAGUGUUAUGAUGAUCGUAGCUUCGUUAGUUCCUAAUUUCUUGAUGGGAAUCAUAGCUGGUGCUGGUGUUCUUGGUAUUAUGAUGAUGACUGCCGGUUUCUUCCGGUUGCUUCCAGAUCUUCCCAAGGCUUUUUGGCGCUAUCCCGUUUCCUUCAUUGGAUAUGGUUCAUGGUCAUUACAGGGAGGAUACAAGAACGACAUGCUUGGGCUGGUGUUCGACUCCGACCCAAUGAGCGGUCAAACAAAAGUAACGGGCGAAUAUGUCUUAACACACUUGUUCGGGGUGUCGUUAGAUCAUUCGAAGUGGUGGGAUUUAUUCGCACUCUACGUACUCGUCAUUGUCUACAGAAUCGUGUUCUUCCUUAUUCUCAAGUUGAAGGAGAGAGCCACCCCGUAUUUCCAUUCACUCUACGCAACGAGAACCCUGCAUCGCCUCAAAAUGCAGCCUUCGUUGCAGAAAUUACCGUCUCGCCCUUCCAAGAGGCACCAUAAUCUCCGCUCGCUCUCUUCGCAGGAAGGUCUUACCUCUCCAAUUCCUUAACCAAAACAUAAUUAUUUUUAAACCUUCUUUCUUUUAUAGAAUGUAAUAAUAAUAUUGUAAUAGCGUCCCCAAAACUUUUAAAUAUUUACGGAAAAGGUCCUGAAACGUUUACGACAGGUGUAAUGGCAUUUUUCGGUUUCCGAAACGUGGGCCUAAUACUGACAAUCCAAACAGGCUGUAAUUCCCACCAAAGUGAUAGAAUCGGAAUUACAAUUUCUAGUUUCAUAGAUUGGAUAAAUAAAAAUUGGAAAACGAUUAAAUAAAAUUCAUAGAUUAGAUAUUAA